Messenger RNA from Anarrhichthys ocellatus (wolf-eel), 5517 nucleotides. RefSeq names its product poly(rC) binding protein 3 (gene pcbp3). Lineage: Eukaryota; Metazoa; Chordata; Actinopteri; Perciformes; Anarhichadidae. Gene Ontology annotation, molecular function: RNA binding. The record is from RefSeq and is a predicted model, not a curated record. The coding region runs from base 747 to 1610 and encodes 287 amino acids. The transcript has 16 exons.
UAUCUGAGUGACUCUGGGUUUUGGUGUCUGCCUCCGAGCGCGCGUGCGCGUGCGUGUGUGUGUGUGUGUGUGUGUAUAUUGGAGGGAGGAAAGAGAUAAAGAGAGAGAGUAAGGGAGGGAGAGGCAAGCAGCGUUUUCUUCUCCCCCCUUUAGCUUCCCCGUCUCCCUGCUCCCUGUCACUCCAUCCUUCCUCCCCUCUCCUGGACCACCCUACAGCCCUGCUUUCAGCCGGACCGAGACCCCCCCCCCUACCACCCAGACCACCCCGGGACCCUUUGACUCUCCUCAUUUCUCCGUCCCACCAACCAAAACCUCUGAACAGGAAUUCCUCGCCUCUCCUCUCCUCUCCUCUCCCCCGGAGCGCUGUCUGUCAACAACUCAACUGCAAAUUAUCCGCUGAAUCCACUUCAACAACUAGUUUGGUCUAAUCCCUUUCUGCUGGGCCGGCGCAGCAAAGCCCAUCAGCCAGACGUCUGGUCUCCCCAUUCUGCUGGAAGGCUGCCAGCCACAGGUCACAUGACCUGGAAGAAAAAACCUGGGAGACUUUUGGGAUCCCUCUUCGUUUUCUUUGGGCUUCAGCAUGGGCUGGUUAUCAACCUGAAGGGAAGUCUAAAGGCUGAUGAACUGGUCUGUGUGCGUGUGAGACCACAUUGCUCUGGUGCCCUGUAUGCCCUGGGAACACAGCACCCAGCGCAAAUCUGGAGGUUGGAAGCAUAAUUGGAAAGAAAGGGGAAACAGUAAAAAAGAUGCGAGAAGAGAGCGGAGCACGAAUCAAUAUUUCUGAAGGCAACUGUCCAGAGAGGAUUGUCACCAUCACUGGACCAACAGACACCAUCUUCAAGGCAUUUGCUAUGAUUGCCUACAAAUUCGAGGAGGAUAUAAUCAAUUCCAUGAGCAACAGCCCAGCAACCAGCAAGCCCCCAGUCACCUUAAGGCUUGUGGUGCCGGCCAGUCAGUGUGGCUCCCUCAUAGGUAAAGGAGGCUCCAAGAUAAAAGAAAUGAGAGAGUCCACAGGGGCCCAGGUCCAGGUGGCAGGGGACAUGCUGCCCAACUCCACAGAACGUGCAGUGACAAUCUCUGGGACCCCAGAAGCCAUCAUCCAGUGUGUCAAACAAAUCUGUGUGGUCAUGCUGGAGUCUCCACCAAAAGGUGCCACCAUCCCUUAUCGCCCAAAGCCCGCCUCCACACCAGUCAUUUUUUCUGGUGGCCAGGCCUACACAAUUCAGGGACAAUAUGCCAUACCACAUCCAGAUCAGUUGACCAAGCUCCACCAGUUGGCUAUGCAGCAAACCCCCUUUACCCCUCUCGGACAGACCACCCCUGCUUUCCCUGGUUUGGAUGCCAGUCCACCAGCCAGCACCCAUGAACUCACCAUUCCCAAUGAUCUAAUAGGCUGCAUCAUUGGACGCCAGGGAACCAAAAUAAAUGAGAUUCGACAGAUGUCUGGAGCGCAGAUCAAAAUUGCGAAUGCCAUGGAGGGCUCGUCAGAGCGCCAGAUCACCAUCACAGGGACUCCUGCUAAUAUCAGCCUAGCCCAGUAUCUCAUCAAUGCCAGGUUCAGGGACGUGGCUGCCAUGUGGAAUGACCCCUCAUCCAUGACUACAUCCUGAAGUCACCCCCAAAUCUGCUUCACAAUUAACCUCUUUGUGUUAUCCCAUGGAACUUCCCCUCGACUCCCUUGGUUUUGCAAAACACUUUAGCAUUAGCCUGUUGGAGACCUACAGUAAAAAACACUGGGAUUUGUUUUAAAUGGAUUGUAGCCAGUGUGUCGUUAAGAAUAAUUUGCCAUUUUGGGAUGUUCAGUUAUUAUUAUUGUUAUCUUUGCUUAGGUUUAAAUAAGAAGAUCAAUACCACGCUCAUGUCUGUUAGCUAAAUAUGAAGCUGGAUCUAGCUUGGCUUAGCUGGCUGGAAAAAGCUAGCCUGGCUCUAUCCUAUCUAUCUAAAGAUCACUAAUUAACAUAAUUGCCUGGCAACCUCACUUGGACAUCAAGGCUCCAGGAAGUCACUGUAGUUUGGCACAUAACGCUCCUGUGCAAACCUUAACAUUUCAUUUUUACACUUCAGCGUUUGAAUGAAAUAAAGGUUCUCUAUACAGUUUUCAGAACAUUAAAUAUAGCAGAUAACUGAGCUUCUCCGUGCUUUGUUGACAUAGUCUGGCCGUCCGCGCAUUCCUUUUAGGAAAUGCUAUUUCAUGUGAGCGUGCCUAGUGGCUACCUCAUGGCUGCCGCUCUGCACUGUGCUCAUAGGACGGUUAUAGCUGAUAACGUUGUCCCGACCAACAACAUUGUUGCAGAAGCGCACCGGCCACCCUCCGGAUACCACUGUUAGCUCUGUAAACACUGUUGCCGUUGAUUGUACUAUUAGCGCUGUUGGCACUCUUAGCUUAGUUUGUUUUUUACCUUUAAAAACAAACAUAACGUGAUGUAUUAGCGAGUUGUAAAAGGUGCUAGAAUGCAGAUUCUGCCACCAUAAGAAAAAGCCACGCUGGCUAGCUGUCUACCCCUAUUUCCAGGUUUUAAGCCAUGCUUAGCUAAGCUAACCAUCGCUUGGCUUUAGCGUACAGACAUACGAGUGGUAUUCUCAUCUUACUGUAAGAAAAGGGACUAAGCGCAUUUCCCAAAAUGUCAAAUUAUUCCUUUUAGUAGACUCUUUAUUUAGCAUGCAUCAUGUCAAUAAUAAUAUUGUAUUUCUUUCUGUCAUUACUAUAUUAGAUCCAUUUCCCUAUUUAGUCGAAUUUAUGUCAUUGUCCGGAAAGAGUAAAAUUUAUAAAAAAUGUAAAAUGAACAAAAAAGCUAAGAAAAAAAAGACAAAAAACAUAACUGCCACUUGAGCAAUGUUGUUAGAAAGAAAUAGGUUGUGAUGCCUCUGUCAGGGAAUGCAGCAAUUUCUACAAAUCUCAUGACACCACCAUUCUUUUCUAUCCACUGCAUGGCUUCAUGAAGGUGGUUAGUGUUGCAUAGUUAUGUUACCAUAUUUUUUUAGAAGCUUUAUGGGAAAAGGUACAAUGAAAAAUAUGGUAUCAAAUCUGUGCUCGAGUUUUUGCUGGCACCAGUUUUUUGUUUUGUUUUCCACAAAGCCAGCCAUAGCAGCAUAACUUUCACUUUCAAGCGAAAGUUUCUUCUUUCACAGCUGUUUCAUUUUCUCUGUCUGCCUCCCCACCUUCCCCCCCCCCCCCCUCCUCCACCUUCCCUGAACUGUUCUAGGCUGACGUCUGAAGUCACUGGAAUGGGCACACUCUAAUUUCUACCCAUCUUCCCUCAGUGCAUCACAUGACCCUUUGAGUGAAUGGCAUUGCACCUAGUAUAUUUAUUUAUCUGUAUUUUAUUGUCCUGAUAUUUAAGUGAUUGAUGAUUUCUCGUAUUUACUGUAAACAUGUGUAUCUGCACUGUUGCUAGGAUGCCUCACUCCUCUGUCCUUGAUGUUUCUGUUACUGAAAGGUCGCCUUACUUUUCUGACACUCUAGUACCUUUCAUGGUAUCUCACGCACUGCGCCGCUUCGUUUUACCUCAUGUUUUAACACGUCACUGCACUUUUCUUUCUUGCACUGGAGGCAGCCGAAAAUAAAUACAAUGUAAACCUAAAGAAUACUAUAGCAAUUCAAACCAAGCUUGUCUCUCAUGCACCCCACAUUCUAUUCAAUAUAUUAACACAAUAUAUUGACACAUAUUUAUUCCAUAUUCACAAAACUACCAUACCAUUGUCAAUGCAUAACUGAACAAAAAAGGUAAAGUUAAAGUUGCCUGAUGUCUGAGUUUUACACUAUAGAUUUAUCUGCAUGACACACUACUGCACUUCCAAAUUAUUUCAAAAUCAAACAGGUGGAAAGGAAGACUGAAUGGUGAAAGGGAAUGGAACAUGAUCUGGAUGUGUCACACUGACUCCAAUUUAAAAUGACCUCAUGGGUACAGGCCAAAAAACAUCCACUGUAAUGCACAAAUAUCCGUCUUUCCGAGUUUCCUAUGAGACCUGACGAAAAGGUUGGGUGGACAAAUGAAAAUAGGCAAAAAACUUUACAGUGAAGAGUGAAAUCUAAGUGCAUGCUACAAAUAAACCCUACUGUAUUCACCUAUACGGCACAAACAUAAUGUAAUCAUGUUAUUCGUGCUGCCAUCUAUGUAUGAGAGUCAUGGGCUGGUUUGGUAAGCAACAAGCAAGCGUUUCUGGUUUGCAUGUAUGAAACAUUAGAGAAAUAUUUUCAAUACAUAUGUACCUACAAUGAAUCAAUUGUUACAUCAGCCAAUCAAUGUACAUACAGUCAAGGCUUACAUAUACAUUUAUGACUCUUAAUGAAUACAGUAUCUCCUUGGUUACACCACGCUGCAUAUCUGUUUCAGCUGUUGGAUUUUGUUACUAACACACACACACCCAACCUGUGUCCAUGUUCAAACUAAAGCUGAAUGUAUUUCAAAAUCUCUUUCAACUGCUGUCAAUUACAUGUUGAAACAAAUUUAAAGGUUUCAUUUUAAAUCAGGCUACCUACCUUUGUGCAGUAGCAUAUGAGGCAGAAUGAUUAUUAAUUUCUGUGAUGUAAGACAACAAAUAUAAACAAAGACCUUUCUGUAUGUUCUGCAAAGAAUGAAUGGCCUCAUUGGUAUCUGCAGCUCUCAUUGCAAAAUGUAGGCUAUAAGAUAAAAUAAUGAUAUCUAUAUCUAUCACUUCAUAGUCAAACUGGACACUCCUGCAAGUAAUAUGAUGUCAAUCUCAUGACUGCGUUUCAUGGAUGGCAGGUUAGCUUCUAUUUAUAAGCCACCGUAUUAUAAUAUAAUUAUACAUUUUACUCCCAAAGCCUGGAUAUGCAUUACUCCGAUGAUAACUAUAGAAAUUAUGUUUGGAGAAUAUGAUUUGCGUCAUUGCAGUUUAGGCUCAGGUACUUUUGAGAAUCGAUAAUACAUCGGUUUCGAGUCAGUAAUAUAUUGAUGUUGUUGAAACUCGGCUGCUUUACAUUUACACAUUGCUUCACAUUUACAUUACGAAUGUAAAUCUGUAGCUCUGCAUCCACAUGUGUUUCAGAUGGAAACUGAGGAAUAGCUAACUGAGGGCUACCUGGUUUUUAAUGUUUAAUUUACAAAUGUCCUAUCAUCUGCAGAACCUCAUCAUUAAAGUAGUUUAACUUUUUUCUGUAAAGUUCACAUUAAUGGUUGUGUGCGUAGAUUCAAGGUGCCUGCUGGUUGUGUGCAGACAGGGCAGCCAUGAUGCAGUUAUGUUACUUUACAGUAGGACACAUUUGCAAACGUCUAAGUUGCCUUUUUGAUUUUCAUGAGUUUCAUAAUCAUGGCAUCGCUCAUGUGCUCAUCAUUCUACAAUGCGGUGUUGGUCAAACACGUCUUGCUGUGUUGCUUUUGUCAUUUUACAUUUUGUCAUGUGCUAGAGCAGCAAAAAAUAAAGGCUAUAGCGUUAUAUGAUGCUGUUUGAGGAAAUGUGUUUGAUCAUGUUUAGGUUUAAUCAUUUGCUUCUUGAAGGACCGUAUUUGAUUUAUUAUUUAUUGAGGUUGAUUAUGAAAAUGUUUUGUAAAAAGAA